Heterotrigona itama is the source of this 618-nucleotide messenger RNA. Lineage: Eukaryota; Metazoa; Arthropoda; Insecta; Hymenoptera; Apidae. The record is from the annotation of a GenBank genome assembly.
UGGGAGAUUAUUAAUUACAAACGUCGAAAAGGUUACAGGAAAUGCCAGCCGGAUGACUUCCGGUGCGGUGGUUCGACACCCGAGCUCUGCAUUCCGAAAGAGAAGAAAUGCGACGGUUAUCUGGACUGUCGAAACGGCCGGGACGAGGAGAAAUGCGAGAACAAUGCGAAGCCAGCCUGCAGGUUGGAUCAGUUCAGGUGUAAUUCCACGCAGCGUUGCAUUGAACAAUCAGCCAGAUGUAAUUACAAGGACGACUGUGGAGAUAAUAGCGACGAGGAGAAUUGCAGUACGUCUCCGAAAGUUCUUUUCCUUUUAUCUGAAAAUAAUUUAUAUCCAGAGAUCCGUCGCCUACACAACUUCCAACCUUGCGCGAUUAAUCAGUUCCGUUGCGCGAAUUCACUCUGUAUACCGAGAUCCUACGUUUGCGAUGGUUACAAGGACUGCCAGGAUGGAUCUGACGAGAAGUCCUGCACUACCACUACUUGCCCUCUGAACAAGUUCGUGUGCCCCCGGGGAACGGCCGAUGGCAAGCCGCUUUGCAUUGAUCGCUCUCAGAUCUGCGACGGAAAGUCUGAUUGCGAAGAUAAAGCGGACGAAGAAGCUACUUGUUGUAAGUAA